CAACCAUCGAUUACUCGUACUCAUCGCUUGGCAGCUGCCAUCGCUAGAAAAAAAGAAAGAAACAAGGAAAAGAAAGAAAGCACUCGAAGUGAUUUUUACAUCAGAAAUAUUGUUAACGCAGCAAACAAUCCAUAGAGUGAAACACCAAUCCGAGUGCAGCCAAACACAGAAGAAACGCCAGCGAGACGAGGACGCCAAGAUGAUUAAACUAUUCACGCUGAAGCAGCAGAAGAAAGACGGCGAACAAAAGGGAAGUCAGCAGAAGAAAGCCUCCGCCGCCCAGCUGCGCAUACAGAAAGAUAUUAACGAACUGAACCUGCCAAACACUUGCGCCACAGACUUUCCUGAUCCAGAUGACUUGCUCAACUUCAAGCUAAUCAUCUCGCCCGACGAGGGCUUCUACAGAGACGGACGCUUCGUAUUCAACUUCCGCGUUGGUUCCAAUUAUCCACACGAGCCACCCAAGGUGAAGUGUGCCACUCAGGUGUACCACCCCAACAUCGACCUGGAGGGCAACGUCUGCCUCAACAUUCUUCGCGAGGAUUGGAACCCAGUGCUGAAUAUUAACUCUAUUGUCUACGGCUUGCAGUUUUUGUUCUUGGAACCCAAUCCGGAGGAUCCGCUUAACAAGGAGGCGGCUGACGUCCUGCAGACCAACCGCCGGCAGUUUGAGAGCAAUGUGAAGAAGGCGAUGCGCGGCGGCUGUGUGGGCGAGACCUACUUCGAGUGCUGUCUGCUCAAGUGAUAUAGGGAAUCCCAAGGUCUCUUACUUUAAGCCUGCCCAUACACCCCUCCCAAUCCCCGCUAACUGGAGAAGAUGAUGCAAACACAGACGAACAUCGGCGACAACAAAUUAUUGUAAUAAACGAAAGCAAAAUCUACUGCGUGCGAAGAAGAAGCCGAGUCGAGUCACCAAUUUCUAGUUUUUAAUACAAUUCAUUUAGCAAUUUC
Molecule: messenger RNA, 951 nt
Organism: Drosophila eugracilis
Lineage: Eukaryota; Metazoa; Arthropoda; Insecta; Diptera; Drosophilidae
Gene: UbcE2M
Product: nedd8-conjugating enzyme UbcE2M
Exons: 4
Coding region: 200-745 (181 amino acids)
Source: RefSeq, a predicted model, not a curated record